Arxiozyma heterogenica is the source of this 1668-nucleotide messenger RNA. Its product is annotated as sugar porter family MFS transporter. Gene Ontology annotation, molecular function: carbohydrate:proton symporter activity. Gene Ontology annotation, cellular component: plasma membrane. The coding region runs from base 1 to 1668 and encodes 555 amino acids. The record is from RefSeq and is a predicted model, not a curated record. The transcript has a single exon. NCBI's taxonomy places the organism in Eukaryota, Fungi, Ascomycota, Saccharomycetes, Saccharomycetales, Saccharomycetaceae. Gene Ontology annotation, biological process: carbohydrate transport; transmembrane transport.
AUGAGUUCCUCACAUAAUUCAAUUAAUCGCUCGCCUUCAAAUACUUCUAAUGAAGUUAGUGAAAAUAAAUUCCUAAAGGGACAAGAUGGUCUCCCAGAAGCUGUGGAGUCUGCUCCAGUCUUAGCACCAGCAUCUAGUAAGGGUGCCUUAUUAUCCAUAUCUAUUUCUUGUGCUAUGGUUGCUUUUGGUGGUUUCAUUUUUGGUUGGGAUACUGGUACGAUUUCAGGUUUCGUUGCUCAAACUGAUUUCUUAAGAAGAUUUGGUCAAAAGACUCACGACGGCAGUCACUACUUAUCCAAGGUUAGAACUGGUUUAAUUGUCUCCAUCUUUAAUAUCGGUUGUGCUAUCGGUGGUAUUGUCUUAUCUAAAUUAGGUGAUACUCAUGGUCGUAAGAAGGGUUUAAUCGUCGUCGUCAUUAUAUAUAUUAUUGGUAUUAUUAUUCAAAUUGCUUCUAUUAAUAAAUGGUACCAAUAUUUUAUCGGUAGAAUUAUUUCUGGUUUGGGUGUUGGUGGUAUCUCUGUCCUUUCCCCAAUGUUAAUCUCUGAAGUGGCUCCCAAACAACUAAGAGGUACUUUAGUUUCCUGUUAUCAAUUGAUGAUUACUCUAGGUAUUUUCCUUGGUUACUGUACUAACUAUGGUACUAAGACAUACACAAACUCUGUUCAAUGGAGAGUCCCAUUGGGUUUAUGUUUUGCAUGGGCCUUAUUCAUGAUUGGUGGUAUGACAUUUGUUCCAGAAUCUCCACGUUUCUUAGUUGAAAAAGGUCUUAUUGAAGAAGCUAGAGCAUCUCUUUCUACUGCUAACAGAUGUUCUCCAGAUGAUCCAUUCAUUCAACAAGAAUUAGAUUUAAUUGAAGCCUCUGUUGAAGAAGCCAGAGCUGCUGGUGAAGCAUCAUGGGCAGAAUUAUUCAGCGCCAAUAUGUUUAAACGUACUUCUAUGGGUGUUAUGAUUCAAUCUUUACAACAGUUGACUGGUGAUAACUAUUUCUUCUACUAUGGUACUAUUGUUUUCAAUGCUGUUGGUAUGGAUGACUCUUUUGAAACUUCUAUUGUGUUUGGUGUGGUCAAUUUGGCCUCAACCUGUUUUUCUCUAUAUACUGUCGAUAAAUUCGGUCGUCGUAACUGUUUGUUAUGGGGUUCUAUUGGUAUGGUUUGUUGUUACGUUGUGUACGCUUCUGUUGGUGUAACAAGGUUAUGGGCUAAUGGUAGAGACCAUCCAUCUAAAGGUGCUGGUAACUGUAUGAUUUGUUUCGCUUGUUUCUAUAUUUUCUGUUUUGCUACCACAUGGGCUCCAAUCGCAUAUGUUAUUAUUUCAGAAACUUUCCCAUUAAGAAUUAAGGCUAAGGCUAUGUCUAUUGCUACUGCUGCCAACUGGAUCUGGGGUUUCUUAAUCGGUUUCUUUACACCAUUUAUUACUGGUGCAAUCAACUUCUCUUACGGUUAUGUCUUUAUGGGAUGUAUGGUGUUUGCUUACUUCUACGUCUUCUUCUUUGUAUCUGAAACAAAAGGUUUGACUUUAGAAGAAGUUGAAACCAUGUACGCUGAAGGUGUUCUACCAUGGAAAUCUGCAUCCUGGGUCCCACCAUCAAAAAGAGGUACUGAUUAUGACGCUACUGCUUUAAUGAAUGAUGACAAACCAUUCUACAAGAGAAUGUUUGGUAGAUCUUAA